CGUGUCAGACGUGUUUGCGAUAAAGUCAAUGAAUUUCUUCUCUACAGGGCAAAAAUAGCUUACCCCAGUCAGUGAGAUUUCAGCAAGGCUGAAGAAGGUUAAUCACAAGCUUCAAGCUUCAAGCCUUGUAGAAGGCUCCCAAAUACAAACACAACAAAUAACCGGGUACAACCACGACAAAAUUAUUCACGCCAUCACACACAUUCUUAUUUAAUGGCGCCAAUACGUAGAUAUCUGCGCAUUAGCAAAUAUUCUGUUCUCGAAUGUCGCAUAUAUGUCGACAAUCCAGCUUUGGCAGAAAGUUGGCUACUCAAUCCAAGAAACCCAGUCUUGCCCCGAGUCAUCGAGAAGGUUCGUCCACUGGUUCUGCCAAAGUUGCGCGAGGAGCAGGAAAGGAGCAAGUCGAAAGGAAAGAAAAAGGGCGUGAAGGAUGUUGUGAGUGAUGAGGACUUCGAAGUAUCGAUAUUUUUGACGGAAACCAGUACACGGCAUUCUAUCAUUUUCAAACACAAGCAUUUUCGAGAUAGAAACAAGAAAGCUUUACAGUCGAAUUCCGACAAACUUACUGGCAAUACGAAUGAUGCGCCAAUUGAGGUAGCUGAUGGUCCAGCGAUUGUGAGAGAAGCAAGCGAAGAAUCGUUUUCUCUACAAGACAUACCUGAAGUAGGAGAUGAUUCAGAUUUAUUCAUUAGUGAAGAUGAAGGGCCUCGCAGAUCAAAACGUUCAAGAGUUGGGCGGGAAUCUACAGACUCUGACUUUGGUCCUCUAGCGAAACGUCGGAAAGAUGGAGAAGUAUCAGAGGAUGAUGACGACAAAAAGAAGAUGGCAAUGGAUACAUCUUACGAUGGAUUUUCAGUGAACGGUCGCGUGUUAUGUUUGGUCGUCAAACGGAAAGACAAAAAGGGCAAAGCUCCAGCCGCCAAUGGAGGUCAAGUAAUGAUGGAGAAUUGGAUCACGUCCACGCAGAUGCCACCACAGCUAGAUGAUCUAUGAGAUCCAGAUUUCCAAAUUGCAUCUACUCGCAUACAGCAUCCAAUGAAAGGCAGAUUUGGGGACCUCCACGACUGCGGAAGAGCCAUAACCGCAUCCCCAGACAAACCAGUGGUCUUGGUAAUUCUUACACGAUAAUCAAAAGAUAUCUGGAGAACGGACUUCCAAUUAAACCUUUUAUUUCAGAGAUAGCCAAGUCUUUUGAUAUGUAAACUUUUCAAGAGAAGAAAAAGUUAAAAUGUCCGCUUGUCAAACUCGGCGAAUUUGGAGACACAUAUUGUCCGAAAAGGUCAAUAUUUGAAAGCACUCUCAAAGGAGUUUGGCCUCAGUGCCUGCAUCUUCGUGCCUCUGCCCAAAGCUCUGCUUUACCGUCGAUCAUUUUACCGUUAUAUGGUGCUAUGGCGGAUUGUGUGACGAUUGAUUUAUCGCGGCAUUUGUAAGGUUUGGGUUAUCCCCGUUUCGUAGUGAACGUCUGUGAGAGUGUCCUGAUGGCCUCAGCUCAACAUUAUACUCUUCUAAGCACAAACUUAUCAUCUGGCGAGC
Messenger RNA from Botrytis sinoallii, 1533 nucleotides. RefSeq lists its product as uncharacterized. Lineage: Eukaryota; Fungi; Ascomycota; Leotiomycetes; Helotiales; Sclerotiniaceae. The record is from RefSeq and is a predicted model, not a curated record. The transcript is spliced from 2 exons. Bases 214 to 993 code for a protein of 259 amino acids.